AUGGUCGGACAUUUUCAUUAUGUUAAACUUCGGGUUUCGGUGAUAUUUAUGGUUUUCCUAGUCUGCUGUCAUUGCAGGAUACUCUACAGGACGAAUGCCGCGGGUGAAUUUGAAUUGAAUACUAACCAACACGGUAGAAAUUAUAUACAAUAUGACACGAUGACCGCUACAACAUUAAGACCAGUCACACAUCCGUGUUUCGAAUGCCCUACGCAGACGGAAAAAAGACAAAACUUAUGUUCUGAUCAAGUUGUAACAUUUAAAUUUGCGUGUACCGAUAGCCACUGCUUUAAGACGAAUCCGUGUAUAACUCCUAAACCUGGCUGCGAGAAAAAUAAAUUCAAAACAAGCAAACCGUGUUGUAUUGCACACAUGACAGACACCUACAGUAAAAGCCAUCUCAGAAUGUUGAGGAAAAACAAGAAAAAUAAAAUCAAGAACAAAUUAGGCUUAGUUGUAUAA
Molecule: messenger RNA, 462 nt
Organism: Diuraphis noxia (Russian wheat aphid)
Lineage: Eukaryota; Metazoa; Arthropoda; Insecta; Hemiptera; Aphididae
Source: RefSeq, a predicted model, not a curated record